CCAUGUCCCCUGCAUUGGCAGGCAGAUUCUUAACCACUCUGCCACCAGGGAAGUCCCCUGAUUGAGUUUUUAGCUUGAGGGAAAAGAGCUGAUGGAAAGGGACAAGUUGAAGGUUCAGUAGAGUGGAGAUAAAUGGAGAAAAGUCCUGGACUAGAAGGGAGAGGAUGGGAUCAGAAGCUCUGUCAUGAAUAGGCACCUGCAAGUAAGCAGUGCAUUGAUAGGGAUAUUAAUUAGAGACAGGGGCGUUUAGGGAGUUCAGUAAAGGAGGUGAUAUUCUUCUGAGGAAGGGAGGGGGUGGAAGGAGAGUGAAGAAGGUGUCUAAUAGUUGUGGAGAAGUUUGGAUACAACUAGUAAAAAGACCGUGUAGGGCAAGCUGGGAUUGGAGGUCAUCAAUCCAUCCUGCACACAGAUAAAUUAAAGUCUACACAAUUCCACAGAGAAAGAACUCCAGAUUUUUAAACUAGCUUUCCUCCAUUAUGUUCAAGAUUAAAUAUCCUUCGAUAGUGUAUCCUAGCAAUUUCACUUUAUCUGCUAAUUUACCUUCCCUCUUCCUUCCUUCUUCCUUAUACUUCUCCUCCAGUAUGUACAGAUUUUCCCUCUCUUUGUCAGUUUGGGUCAUUAAGGAGAAAGAAAACCAUCUAAGCGAAUCUCCUCCUUAACAGGCCACCCUGUCAGGAAGCUCAGGACCCUGAGUUGGCAGGUAGAGGACCUGGCCCCCAAGGAGCUUUCUUUAAUUUCAAGGGUUCGAUCUGGCUCUAAAAUUCUCCAAGUCUUCCAACUUGAUCUUAUUGGGGGUCUACUCAGUCAAGAAUGAAUUUAAAGAGCACUUGAGUGUGAGGAAAUGCAAACAUUCUGCCUUUGUGGAAGUUAAAAAACUGUUUAUCAUAGUAGUGAAUCAUUAGGUGACUUUCCAUUUUAGAGCUCUACCCAUUUGGUCAAUAAGUGCAUUAUGAAAAACUGGAUACAUUGCAUCACUGUGAAGGACUUUAGACUGCGGUUUGCAAAAGCAGAAUAAAUUUUCUUGGAGUCGUACCGUUAUGUACACACGCUCGCGCGGGCGCGCGCGCACACACACACACACACACACACGCAUUCACACGCCCAUUGGCAGACACGGCCACACCUCACGGCUCUGGGGGAAGCCACAGACCUCAGCUGUACAAGCUGAGCCUGGACUAGAGGAACUUUCCGCGGGACUCGGGACAAACAGCCGCACCGACACGACUGUCUGCGAGCCUGAGUCCCAGACGAGCGCCGGCGGCGGCAGGUACUCCGGGCCCCCGCGGCAGGGCCUGAGCAGCGCAGCUGGGGCGGCGGCGGCGGCGGCGGCGGAGGCGGGAGGGUCCCGGGCUGCCGAGGUCUUGCCAGUGCGCGCGCGCCAGCCGCCUCCCCUCCGCCCCUCGCUGCCGGCCUCGGGCAUCCACGGCCGGUGGUCCAGCCGCCCGCCACGGCCCUGAACAUGGCCGCAAGCCCCGCUGCCCCCCUGGCCUGGGCGCUGCUACUCCUCUCGUGGGCUCUGCUCCGCGGCGGCUGCCGGGCGCGCUUCGCUGCCGAGCCGGACUCCGAAGACGACGAAGGGGAGGCGGUAGUAUUCUCCGAGUCGCCCCUGCAGAGACCCACGGUGAUGGUGGCCGUCCUCGCGCGUAACGCUGCGCACACGCUGCCUCACUUCCUCGGCUGCCUGGAGCGGCUGGACUACCCCAAGAGCAGGAUGGCCAUCUGGGCAGCCACUGAUCACAAUGUGGAUAAUACAACAGAAAUACUCAGGGAGUGGUUGAAAAAUGUCCAGAGAGCCUAUCACUAUGUGGAGUGGAGGCCUAUGGAUGAACCUGAGUCUUAUCCUGAUGAAAUUGGACCAAAGCACUGGCCUGGCUCCCGUUUUGCCCAUGUGAUGAAACUACGACAGGCAGCCCUUCGAACUGCGAGGGAAAAAUGGUCAGACUACAUUCUGUUCAUAGAUGUUGACAACUUCCUGACUAAUCCACAGACCCUCAAUCUACUGAUUGCAGAAAACAAAACCGUUGUGGCCCCCAUGCUGGAGUCUCGGGGCCUGUACUCUAAUUUCUGGUGCGGAAUCACACCUCAGGGCUUCUAUAAACGGACCCCAGACUAUCUUCAGAUUAGAGAAUGGAAGAGGUUGGGCUGCUUUCCGGUCCCCAUGGUCCACUCCACAUUCCUAAUUGACCUCAGGAAGGAAGCCUCUGACAAGCUGGUGUUCUACCCCCCACACCAGGACUACACCUGGACCUUUGAUGACAUCAUCGUCUUUGCCUUCUCCAGCAGGCAAGCAGGCAUCCAGAUGCACCUCUGCAACAGAGAGCACUACGGCUACCUGCCCAUCCCCCUGAAGCCCCAUCAGACCCUACAGGAGGACAUUGAGAACCUCAUCCAUGUGCAGAUAGAAGCAAUGAUUGACCAUCCUCCAAUGGAACCUUCCCAGUUCGUCUCAGUUGUCCCUAAAUAUCCAGACAAGAUGGGAUUCAAUGAGAUUUUCAUGAUAAACCUGAAGCGUAGAAAGGACAGGCGGGACCGGAUGUUACGUACCCUGUACGAGCAGGAGAUUGAAGUCAAGAUUGUCGAGGCUGUGGAUGGAAAGGCACUCAACACAAGCCAGCUGAAGGCCCUGAAUAUUGAAAUGCUGCCAGGAUAUCGAGAUCCCUACUCCUCCAGGCCUCUAACUAGGGGUGAAAUUGGCUGCUUCCUUAGCCACUACUCUGUCUGGAAAGAGGUAAUUGACCGAGAGCUGGAGAAGACUCUCGUUAUUGAGGAUGAUGUGCGUUUUGAACAUCAGUUUAAGAAGAAGCUCAUGAAGCUGAUGGAUGAUAUUGAUCGAGUCCAGCUGGAUUGGGAACUGAUUUAUAUUGGCAGGAAGAGGAUGCAACUAAAAGAGCCAGAGAAAGCUGUGCCCAAUGUGGUAAAUCUGGUCGAAGCUGACUAUUCUUACUGGACUCUGGGCUAUGUCAUCUCUCUGGAAGGAGCACAGAAGCUUGUUGGAGCCAAUCCUUUUGGGAAGAUGCUACCAGUGGAUGAGUUUCUGCCAAUCAUGUACAACAAGCAUCCUGUUGCUGAGUACAUGGAGCAUUACGAAUCCAGGGACUUGAAAGCCUUCUCUGCAGAACCCUUGCUCAUCUACCCAACACACUACACAGGCCAGCCAGGGUAUCUGAGUGACACGGAGACCUCAACCAUCUGGGACAAUGAGACAGUGGCCACUGACUGGGACAGGACACAUGCCUGGAAGUCCAGGAAGCAAGGUCACAUCUACCGCAAUGCCAAGAACACAGAGGCCCUGCCACCGCCAACCUCCCUGGACACUGUGCCUUCGAGAGAUGAGUUAUGAGGGCUCCAUGGGGGGGUUACUGCCCUGUGGUUUUCCUAAUGGGCUGUUGAUAUGUUUGUUCCAGUUUCUUUUCAUGGUCACGAUCAUCUAACCAAAGUGGUCUAAUGUGAUUGAUCAAAAUUAGUAUGUUUUUGACAGGGGAAGGGAAUAGGGAAACUAAACCCAAAUUUCCUAGAUGGCUAGAAAAUAGGCUUUAUGGAAACCAUUAAGAUGAACUUCAAUCCAGACACCUUGUCCCUCAGUUCAUUACCCAUAUGAUACUCGUUCUCAUGUUGAGGUUGAACAGCAUGGCUCAGAGAUUCAUAAAAGGGAAAGGUGAUCACCACACUAUCACGUCAAUAAAUGGGUAGGCCUGGCAGCCAAGUCAACUGGACCACAUCUAUUGGUCUAGUGUGCCCAUUUUAUGUCAUAGAUGUGACGUUGAAAACUUGAGUAUGUUCUAAGUUCGGGGUGUGGGGGAGGGGGAAUCAGACCAUUUAAAAUCAAAUUAAUUGGGCUUUUUCUUUAAAGGCAUUUGCCGUGAGCCUUAUUGCAAAGUGACUUUUUCAUCUUAGUCCCCGUUAUCCAACAGGGAUGGGUAUUUGGGUCUGUGUGUAACUUGGCAUUUGACUAUCAUGGCAAUUGAAGCUCCCAUGAAGAGGUGUCCAUUUUGCCAUGAGCAUAUAGUUUCAUAGAUAUUUGAGGGUUUGUGUAGAUAUUUGAGGAAAGCACUCAAACUUUGGCCUUCUUUAUUAUGGUCGCUUGAGUUGGGAUGCUCUAUUUAUGAAGAUAAAUUUAAUAUAUAAGGGGCUGGGACUGGUGUGUAAUUGCUGUCCCGGGGGUUCAUGUGCUGCCCCAGCACGUCAGACUGUCCUCUCCACCCUGAGCCUGGGAGUGAGCUGCAGGUGUGAGUUUUACGAGUCACUGUUAAGAGGCAGAGCACAUCUUUAGGCCAGAAACUGUCCUUGCCUGGGAUUUUCAUUCUAUUUUGAAUUAUUUAUUUUACAAAAUGUGGGGGAAGUGUCUGUAGGAUAAGGCAGGGAAACAUAUGUGUUAGGCUUUUAUUGCCCCCUGGGAAGUGGUGAGUGUAGACACGUUGGUUCCAGAAUCUGGUUCUUCUGCAUUUCCCAGCCUGACUCUUACAAGGAGGCCUGUUGAGUGGGAGAUUCUAACCUUCUGGAAACAAAUGAUUCUCCACCUCAGGCGAGAGACCUUGGUUAGAAACAAUGGACUGAUCAACUGAUUUAGACCAACAACCAGGGAAGCCUUGGAGUCAGGAUCCUGGGCAGACCACCUCUCUGCUUUCUUCAUAAAUGGAUUUUAUGUAAAAUGCAGAGUUGGACUACAUCAUCUGUUUCAGCUCCACAAUCUGUGAUCCUUGGAUAUCUCAUGAUGGUUUGUUUUAGGUUUCUGUUCUCAUGCCUGCAAGCAGUAAAACUUGGUCUCCAGAAAUCCCCUCCCCAAGCAUCUUGUCCACACACGCUCCUCUCUCCGUGUCCUGGGUGUUGACUCUGAGCUUCAUGCUUUAGAGCAGAACCCGUUGGUGGCCUUGCUGGGUGCACCAAGCUUCCUGCUCCCCAUGAGGGCGCCAGGCUGCAGGACAACCCGGCAGCUUCCUUCCACAGAACACCAACCUUGGCCUUCCCUCUUGACUUAUGGUUGGUUCUUCUGCAUUGACCAAUAAGCCAGGAGACUGAGGGAAGGGAUCUCAGCUGCCUGAUUUUUACUGCUUAGACAUAGCUAUCAGAGCUUGACUCUUUGUCUAGAAAAACAGAGCAUCUGGGGAGCUAGUGAAAAACCCUUAGGCGAUUCCUAAGGUUUCCUUGGGUAUGCUGUACUUCGUUUGCAUAUUUGAGUGUGUGCAGAUGUGCGUGAAUUUCAUGUUUUGUUUUUUUUUAAAGGGGUGGGCGGAGGCUGAGGUAUUGGGAGUAGAGGAAGAUUUAAUUAAUUUUUGUGUGGUUAUGUUUCAUAGAGAACAUUGGUGGGUUUUUUUUUUUCUUUUUCCCUGUCAGCUGGUCUGGUGGGUUUAUGAAUUCCCAUUCUUUUUUUUUUUUUUUUUGAAUUCUCAUUCUUAAAAGACAUUGUUCAUAAAUUCUAGAAUUUUAGAUUAGGACUGUUCUACUGUGAAUAAAAUUCUGGCUCUGUUAGCCCAGCCAUUGCUUUUCUCCACUCAGGUCUAGAAUCCCAAGCAGUGUUCUUUCAUUGUGAACAUUGUGAGCUGCAGACGCAGCUUUUCUUUAGAAGGUCAUCUCUUCAGCAAUCCAGGGAUUCCUUGACCUCAUUAUUCUUUCCUGCCUCCCGUCUAGCCUUAAGUCAAGACAUUAGACCUUUGCGGUGUCAGAGGACUUUGCCUCCGUCAUGGCACCUGCUGUCUGCCUCUGGAAGUUAAACCCUCUCUGGAUCUUGAGAUCCAAGGUGUAAUCCUCUGGAUGGCCGGCCCUGACUUCAGCAGUGCUGGUGCUGCUAAGUGUGGACUGAGUGUGUACAACGUGCAGACGACACACUGCACGGGCCUUGCUUUGUUCACUGGGGCCUGCUCCAGGAACUCUGGAAAACAAGAGCCAGCAUCCCAGCAUCCUACACUGUCUGUCAUGCUCUGUCAUUUCAGGGUGGGGAAGUGAUAAACUACUUGCCUUCUAGAGCACUUUGUGAAAAAUUAAAAAACGUGCAACUCUAUGAUUGUUCAUUGGUUCCUCCAACGCUGGUCAACAGCCAACACUGCUGGAAUUUCCAGGUCUGCACCGGCCAAGGAUGUCAGAGGCCAAAGACAAUGCAGAGAUUUCCAGUAAAAUGCUGGUGUCGGAAACAAAAUUCCCAUUCAGCUACACACAUGGGAAUAUUUUCACUUACAGUUGGAACAAAUCCAUCUAAUUAGUAACUGUAGGAUAAAGAUGAGUUUUCCCAAGAGGCUUCUACAAUGUGCUUUCAAGACAUUCUUUCCAACUGAUUAGACCAAUUCGCUGGCUUGCUGGAGGCUUGGAUGUCAGAUGUUAUAUAAACGAGGAUCAUCAGAAGUAGACAUCGGGGGGCAAGUUGGUGCUUUUCACCCACCCCACGGGUUCAUCAUGCAUCCUAGGUGGGAGUUAACUCGCAAUGCCAUCCUGGUCCUUACGGCCCCGUUUCCCCAUCUGCAAGAUGAAAUGAUGCUCAGGAUAUCAGGCAGCAGUUCUCCGACCAGCAGCAGAUCUCUCCUUGGAGACUUGACAGAACCAACCAGAUGCACAUCUAACCAAGCCCCCAUCUCAAGUCCUCACUGCCAUCUCCUCCAAACACUUUUCGGAGAAUGUGGGAAGAUGAACAAAGCCAUGCACCCUAGGGAGAAGACAGAACUCCUUUGUGCGGGGACGGAAAUGCUCGUCUACUCCAGGUGCCCUCCUACAUUUCCCCACCUCCCCUGCGUUUAGAUUGGGGCCAUAGACUGGCCAACGGACUGUGAAUGGAAGUGAUGUGGUCCCUUUCGUCUAAGGCAGUCAGGAAGAGUUGUGAGUUCUCUCUACCAUCACUGGGAGUUGAAAGAAAAAUCUGAGAUGGCGGAGUUGCAAGAUGGAAGCUGCCUGGACCCUUGGAGCCGCUAAGGAGAGCUGCCCGAUUUGCAAUACCUAGUUCAGUUUUCAACAUGUCAUAUCUUAAGUUACUGAGAUUUCAUGGUUUGUUACUUUAGCCUAGGCUAGCCUAAUAGUCCCUUCCAGAAUUAUUUCAUUUUAACGGAGAUCCUAGGGGAAACGGUAACUCAAAACAGGACAGAAAUAACUUUUCAUAGUGGAACUGUGGAUACAGGUUGUAACUGGUGCCGUUGCGGCAGCCCUGUAGAAAAAGAGGGUUGACAUCGGGGCAACUUCUCGAUACCACUAAAAAUAAAUACUGUAUGCCUCUAAUGGUCCUGUGCUGCAUGGCAAAUUUGAAAAGGCUCCAAAGAAGGAAAUUUUAAGACAGUAUUCCUUCAGGCAAAAUCUCACCAAGCUGCUUCUACAGGGAGGCAAAACAAGGGAACCCAUUUUCUCAAAUGAUCUUGAAAACAUAGUCACCUAGUGCCAGACACAGAAAUCCCUUUUUUUCCUGCCCAUAUUAUCGAUUAUUAAAACACCUACUUGGCUUUCUCCACUAUCCCACAAGGACCUAGAAAACUUGAUAAUUUGGAUCCAUUUAGGAAUCCCUUUUCUUUUUUGGAAACAAUGUGACGGAAUGACAACAUGCAUCUGUUGAAUGAAGCUGCCUUUUGGGAAGACCUUGUUUCCUUCCUCCACAGAGGCCCUCCCGGCUUCCGGAGCACCAUGGACGGUUUCAAGAAUUGUGCAGAUGGUAGCAAUUGGAGACUCAGGAAAGGCUGUCAAAAAGAAGGCAAAGUACUGCCUUGGAUCCCAACUCUAAGUUUGAUUUUAUACAAGGUGUCCCCAGCCAAACUACUCCUAAGAAUGCUGUCCAGCAAGGCAUCACAUCUGAUGGCAGUCUCCUAAGACGUCAUUCUUUCCCCUAAAUGCGCAUGACACUUACCAGUGGAGAGGGUCCCUCCUAACUGUGCCACUGGCCUUCCCUCUGCUCCCUCCAACUGAACCAGCACGGGCUUCCAAAAUGCUCCUUGACAUACCUGGAACCCAGAUCCACCAGAUUAAUACUCCAGAUACAAUCCCUUUGGGUCUGGCCGCACAUGCCAACCAAGUCCCAAGCCAGUUUAUUAAUUUGACCGAAAGGUAAACAGAUGAUGGAGAUGCAGAAAGACAAGCAUAUGCGAGCAGCUAAAAGUAUUAACCCGGCUGUCCACCAGGAAACAAAUUUAAGACAUUUAAAGUGGCAUUAAAUAAAUGAGGCUAUGUUUUAUCUA
Messenger RNA from Aethalodelphis obliquidens (Pacific white-sided dolphin), 8138 nucleotides. It is a transcript of the gene COLGALT2, whose product is annotated as collagen beta(1-O)galactosyltransferase 2. The transcript has 16 exons. Gene Ontology annotation, molecular function: procollagen galactosyltransferase activity. Lineage: Eukaryota; Metazoa; Chordata; Mammalia; Artiodactyla; Delphinidae. The record is from RefSeq and is a predicted model, not a curated record. The coding region runs from base 1460 to 3340 and encodes 626 amino acids.